CGCCCCCACCCAUUUCGGUGCUCGAGUCUGGGCGGUGACACAAAAAGCUCCCUCCUGGAGCCAAGCGCCUGGCGGCGGUGUCCGACCGGGAGCGCGGAGGGCGCCCGGGCAGGUGGGCCGCCUCCCGAGGGGCCGAGCAGGGAGCUGGGGCUGCAGGAGCUGCCGCCGCGCUCCUCGCGCCCGCCCGGCAGCCCGCUGCGCGAGUCUAGCAGAGCCGGUGGCCGGCGCGCUGGGACCACCCGGCGAUGCUACCGCUGUCGCUGCCUCUGUAGCAAGCACCCGAGACCGCUGCAGAGGGAGGUUGAAAUGAACACCCCUGAGUAUGCUAGAUGCCUGUGAGCUCCCCACUCCCCCUGCAGCCUUGGAAAGACUCGAAGAAGGAAGGUGGCAGAGGGGUGGACUCUGAGAACAAGCUCCUCCCCCCGGCCUUGGCCUUCUGGCUCCCUGUCCACCAUGGAGACACUCUCCCAAGAUUCUUUGCUGGAAUGUCAGAUCUGUUUCAAUUAUUACAGCCCCCGGCGAAGGCCCAAGUUGCUGGAUUGCAAACACACCUGCUGCUCGGUAUGCCUUCAGCAGAUGAGGACAAGCCAGAAGGACGUGAGGUGCCCCUGGUGCCGGGGUAUAACGAAGCUGCCCCCGGGCUUCUCCGUGUCCCAGCUCCCCGACGACCCCGAGGUCCUGGCGGUCAUCGCCAUCCCGCACGCCUCCGAGCACACCCCGGUCUUCAUCAAACUCCCCAGCAAUGGGUGCUACAUGCUGCCCCUGCCCAUCUCCAAGGAGCGAGCUCUGCUGCCCGGAGACAUGGGCUGCCGCCUGCUGCCCGGAAGCCAGCAGAAGUCCGUCACCGUGGUGACCAUCCCCGCGGAGCAGCAGCCUCUGCAGGGCGGGGUUCCGGCCGAGGCCGCAGAGGAGGAGCAAGACAGGCGGGGCGCCGUGAAAAGCUCCACCUGGUCCGGGGUGUGCACUGUGAUCCUGGUGGCCUGCGUCCUGGUCUUCCUUCUCGGCAUCGUGCUCCACAACAUGUCCUGCAUUUCUAAGCGCUUCACCGUGAUAUCCUGUGGCUGAAGAGGGCUGCCGAAAAGUCUCUUGUGGGUGCCAACUAGGGGUUGAGCAGGUGUUGGUGAUGGAUCGCGGUGAGAAGAUGGGGGGCCCGGGUGUUGAUCUCUGGGCUGCCACUUGAUUAACCCAAGACAGAUAGGAAGGGCAGAACGUGCUAUCUCAGCAAGAUAACUAAGCAGAUCACUCUGAUUACUGGUGGCAACAGCUUUGAAGACGAUUGCAUGCAUCCUCAUAAUCAUGUAUUAAAAGGACUGUAAUUUAUGAUUUUUCCCAAUCAUGUUAUGAGAUAGACAUAUUCUUAGACGUUAAACUGUGGAAGUGCAUACAAUGUGAUCUUCUCUAAAUGUGGUAGAUUAAAACAAAGAUGCUAUGUAGACAAGUAGAAUUAAACCUGAGAAUCCUUGUAAAACUUCAGCCACGACAUGCAGUGCUGGUUUCUUUUCCUUUUUCACAAAAUGAAACCCGGUCUUCGUUUGGUUGCUAAGGCUUUUUAUACUUUUUGAAUGGCACCCAAAUUCCAGUAAGUUAAGUGGACAGUUGUUUUUUUGAAAAAAAUAUUUGAACAAGUGUUUCCAAUGUGUGGUGUUUUGUCAUGUACCUUCAUUUUUCUUCUCCUGUAAUUAGAGCUCGCUGUGUGUUUAUUAAACUGAAAGCCCAACAGGGGAGCAAUAAACUGAGUAAUAAUGAGAAAUGCCUAAUCCCACAGGAAACCUAUAUGCCAGUUUUUCUCAAGCCAUGUCACAAAAUAAGAAUUUUAAAUGUAAAUAUUGUGUAUUUGUGUGUGUAAUUUGAUUUACCUCAGGUUUUGAAUCUUGUCAGAAGAAUCCCGGGUGUAAGACUUUGUGGGCAUAAAUGAAUGCAAGGCCUCGAAACAAUGGCCACUCAUGGGACACACCCAGUGAUGUGUCACAGGCAUGUCACUUCCAAACUUGUUCUUCUUCUGUAUAUUCAAGUCCUGUAUUCUCUAAGGCACAAAUGAAGAGUAACAGAAGAUUCUGUCUUUUCUCCCAGUUUUGAUGUAUUUGUAAUAGCCAUGAGUGUUGGUAAAUGAUGACAAACAUGGACUUUUUAAAGGCAGUCCAUGAUUAUUUUUUUGAGAGAUUGUUUCAUGAGAGUUAAACUGUGUCAAAUUCUAGUUUUCUCUUGUUGGUAAAAGUGAGACUAUCUCUUGUAUUUCUGAAUAUGUUUUUAUUGAGAAAAAUGGCAAGGUGAACUAGCAACUCACAUUCCCAAUUUAAGUGGCGCAGUUCAUCAUAAAUUCUCACAUAUUCUUAAAUGUUUAAUGGCCUACAGAUGCUGAUGCAGAAAGAGCUGCUGGUUUUAAAUGAUAACUUUCUAUGCCUGAAUGUGUGUGUGUUCAGAAAUAGCUGUGAGCUUUACAAUUAUCUUUUGUUUUCUUUUAUGGAAUUCAUGAAACCAGUGGUAUGUGCCAAGCCCCCACUCUUAAAUAUAUCUAUGUUCCACUGAAUCCCUGAAAAUAGGGGAGAGAAAAAUAAGCAGUAACUUGUUUUGAAAAGUAAGGCUAGAAAUACCCCUGUAAGACUGAGAUAUUUUAAUUUACUUACAUUCUAACUAUUACCUUCAAGUAGCACAAAAUAUGCAGAUUAUGGUGAUGGCAUUAAUAUGAGAUAAAAUGACAGCAUAAUAAAUAGAAUCCCAAGCUAACUCUGUUCAUUGACAUGAAGAUUCGAUAUAAAAAUAUCAACUUGGGAUUUUCACGUCUUUCAGAUUUGUCAUUAGACCUUUAGAAAAUGUAUCUGAAAGCUCAAACUAGAUAUUAGGUUAAAAUGCCAUUUUAUUGUGUAAGCUAUUGGGCAUUAUACAACAAAUAAUCUAGGAUUUAUUUGGUAUUAAUAAUUUAGGUAUCAUAUUAGCUGAAUACUAUCCUCUAUUACGUAACCUAAUAUACUGUUGGGUUAGUUUCAAUUUCUCAAACUCUCCCAGGCUGCUGUGAUGCAUGUCUGACCUAAUUUCUAGUCCUCUUGGGGGAAAAAAAAAAAAACAACCUACAGAAAUGUUAUAUUAAGAAUGCUGCAUUUCAUAUGGACUUUACCCUUGCAAUAUUAACUCAUGCCAUAUUUAAAUUAAUUUUGUGAAUGAUAUCUACAUAUGUUUAUGUCUGGUGUGAAAUCACCAGCCCUGGAGUGUAGCGUGUGAUAUAAUUCUACCUGUGGUUUGUAGGUUAUAUAUAGACACUAACAUACAUGAUGAUACAGCGUCCUGUAUUUCUUAGUGCAAAGCCGUAGAGUAUAAAUGGACAUGUAACUUUUACUUAAAAACAAUCCCAUGCUAGAGCUGCAAUUAAGCAGUGUAAAAUUAAUCGGCUCUGAUAGAUUCUUGAUGAUACAAUAUAAGGUACAAUAACAAUCAAAAUCAGAAUUCUUUGUGUGAGUUUUAACUGAUAUAAGAACCAUUAUUUAAGUGGAUUCUUCCUGCAGUUAUUUAUUUGUGUAUCUGCAUGUCAAGGUGUGCAUUCUUGCCUUUGUGUGUGUGCGUGUGCGUGUGUGUGUGUCUCAGCCUGACAGAUAGAAUUUUUAUUGACUUGAUGUUUAAUGUUAUUUGGCAUUCCAUUGCUCUGGUCUCUUUGGCAUUUACCCACAACACUAACAACUCAACUACCCCAUGUGACACAGUCCUGUGACAUAAUCAGCCAGAAUUCACAGUUGCACAUCAAUGGAAAAAAAAAAAUCCCAACUGAAAGCACAGAGAGUUAGACAUGCAAGCAACCUCCGGUGGCUUCAUUUUGAAGAUGAGUCCACUGAGACCCACAGAGGUGCGAGGCAGUUUGUCAUUCUUCAGCAAAAAGGGGACCAGAACUCUGCACUGUGGUUUCCUCUUGCUCCUUUCUAGGCCUGUUGACAUCUCUGUCAAGGCUAUGAUCUUUUUCAGGAUGGAUGAAUACCCUUUACUAGCUCAACUAUUGUGUAAAUCUUUUGUUUUUGUAUAUUCAUUUUAGUUAGCAUCUACCUCUCUGGGAAGUGAAAGAAGGGUUGAUUUAGGGAUGAGUAUAGGCAGUUAAAGAAAACCAUGUGAAUUGAGUUUUUUAAAUUGCAAAACAUUGAUUCCCUCCCCCCUUUAGAUGUAAAGGACCAUGAGUGUUGUGUAAAUAGUAAACUAUAAGAAGCAUGAAUUUUCAUCUUUAUUAAUGAUCUUGACUUAGAUGACAGAAUGCAGAAUAUGCUAAGAAGAGCCCAGUAUGCUAUCAAAAAGCAUUGUCUUUGGAAAAUUUUUGUAUAAUGACGUGGGGCUUAAGUUGUGCUAAAAAGGCAAAUGGGUUCUCAGCUCCAGUCAUAGUUUAUGAUCAGAAAGCUUUAAGGUAUUUUCCUUAGGAAUAUAAUUAAGUGUAAUUUUGCACAUGACUUUAAAGUGGGUCCCUUGAAGGUGAAACCGUGUCUUGGUGCAGCCCUUGGGAUCUUUUAGAUUGGCGCUGCUCAAUAGAACUUCCCGUGAUGAUGGAAGUGUUCUGUAAUCUGUGCUGUCCAAUACAGUAGCCACAUUGGCUAUUGGGCAGUUGAAAUGGGGUUAGUCUGAGUAUGGAACUGGAUUUUGUCUUUUAUUUAAUUUAAAGUUAUUUAAAUAAACGUCACUCACUUGUGGCUAGUGGCUACCAUAUUGGACAGUGCAUUUCUGGAGGCUUGUGCAAUGGAAACUUGCAUCCAAGUGAUAGUGGAGUAAAUGGAGUGAGGUGAAAAGACAGUUUGUGGUUUAGUAACAUGCAGUUGGCUUAAAAAAACUUUUUUUUUCCUUUCUGGGCUUACAAAAAAAUAUGAUCUUUUAAAAAUAUAUAUGUAUAUAUAUGAUCUCAAGUAUGACCGUAAAAAUGCAUUAAUUGCCCUUUGGGGUUAUUACUUACAUACUGCAGGCCGAGGAAUGAUCAGUGAAGCUUAAAGAGUGCUUGAUAAAGCCCUUCUUCUGGGAUCAUUAGCUGCAUGUGAAUCUAUUGUCCUGAAACAGUAGUUAGACAGUAGCUGUAAAAUGUUUGACUUGCAUGACCUGUACUGUGAAAUUGUGUUUAGGGUCUUGUGACCAAAAAGUAACCGUUAAUAGGGAAAAAAAAAAAAAAAAAGGCCUAAUGAAAUUUCUCUUCACUUCUAGCAUCUUACCCAAACGUCAUCACUGCAUUAGUAAUGUGUGAAAUAUAAGAGCAAGCUUGUUUUGCAGUGUUCAUAGGGAGUGUUCUUGUUUGCCCUUGAAGUUGGCCAGCUUGUCAUUGUGUUUGGGGUGGGAAUAUGUGGGCAUCAUUUUUCAGAUGGCAGACUAAAACAUAGGUACUAUUUUUAGAGUGAGAUUUGACAUUAUUUUAGUCUUGUUUGAUUUUUUUAUUUUAGUUAUCACUGAAAGAAUUGGAGAUUUGAAGCCUUAAAGACACUUUUUUUUUACAUUAAAAAAACAUUGCCCAUGGAAUUUAAAGACUCGAAGGUUACUGAAGUUACUAAAAUUGCUUUUUAAGUGAGUAAAGGAAGGCAGAAAACUCAAUUUGAGUUAUAUUUUCACAGAAAGAUCAGACUCUCCUUGAUAGUAUAGUAUUUAUUCCAGUCUAGAUUUUGAUUUGAAGAGUUCCCAUCACUUUUUUUGAAAACCUAUGCAGCGACUAAAUUGGUUAGGGUGCUUUUCAUUGUCUGAAAAUAAUGAAAUCCAAAUGUAUUUGCUUCAACUUAGAUUUUUUUUUCUUUUUUUAAUAUAACUCAUCAAUGGGCAGGACUCUUUAGCUUGUCCUUAAAAAUGAUGAAUUUUUUUGGCCCAAUGGUAGUUUUUCUUUAGACUUAUGAAUAAAUUAGAGGCCCAAAGCUUAUUGGUAUGAGAGGAAAGUUAUGCAAAUAGUUUGAAUUUUUAUCUUCCCUUGAAAAAUGCUGCUGCCUACUAGUCAGCAUUUUGUUUCCACACAAAAAGUGUCAUCAGUUAAUCUGUCAUCUUUGACUUAGAAGAAGAAGCUGUUCCUUACCAUUUCCAUCUUUCUUAGUAAAACGUUACCCAUGAAGUAAUUCUUAGCAAAACUAAAACUCCAAAGAAGGAGACAGUCAAAAUAAUUCAGUAACUGCUUUGAAAGUGAUAGUCUUUUUCAAAAAGUGAUGAUGAUCAGUUGCUGAAUUUUGUCAAAACUUGAAACACGUCUAAAAAAUAAGUGGAAAUUCAAGCCACUGAUUUUGCUGACAAAAUUGAAUCACUGUAUAUAGAUAUGUAUCUAUAUCUAUACAUAUAGUUAUAUAUAUGUAGACACACAUAAUUUAGCUAAUUGAAGUUAAAAAAUCAAGUAAAAUGUUAUUCAUAUUUUCCAGCGUGGGUUAUACAGUGUUGAAUUUAGAUAUUAAUUUCUUAACAAAUGCUAUAGGCCACAUCGAUUUUGUCAAGUCAACUAGUUUGGGGAGAGUUAUAUAACUAAGCUUUGGGGACUUUUCAGAUAUAUGAAGAAGUGGAUUUGGAAAGCCAUUGAUCAUUGAAGAACGUUAGUAGGUGGGGCAUUUAAUUUCUGUCUUCCAAAUGACAUUUUUUUGGCUCUGCUCAAGUGGUCAUGGGCAGAGCACCAUUAUUCUUGAACUCUUGCAAUAUGGCUCCGAUUUUUCUGCACAAGUUUCCUUGCACAGUUGGGCCAACGAUUUCUUUUUUUUCAGGAUUCACUGCCUGGGGUAUCCCACUAUAUAUCUCACUUAUGAUGUAGUGGUGCUUGAAAACACUCAUCUCGUUAGCUCAACUUUAUUAUUCUAGUCUAAGGUUUUUGAUACUAUUCAUAUUAUGAUCUUUUUAGAGACAAUCAGUAGUAUUUGCAGCAAAGUACCGAGGGGUCUCUUUAAGCCUGCAACCACACAUAUUUUCUUUGUUUUUCUGGGCGGAGAGGGGGGUGUCCUCUUAUAAUCAUCCCUGUUCUAGAACACUGCUCUAAAAUCAUCACCUUGGGAUGGAGGGAUAGUAGCCUAUGUGGAAGUCUUUUGUGGUCUCCCUGGGGUGUUAUUGGGUUAUUCUAACAAGAUUUUUACAAAGGGAAGCAUUUGCUUUUUGAGAAUUCCAAAGUAGAUGGUUGGAUAUGAUGGUGGUGAAGGAGCAUGGGCUGUAAGAGGAGGUAGAUAAGGCAGAUGCUCCUUAAAGGGGAACAAGUUGAGAUAUCUAUGUCAUCUCUAUUUAAAAAGCGAGAGGACAUGGUAGCUGGUGUUUUACACUGUGCUUCAGAAUAUUCCUGGUUGGAUUUUCCUGGCUGAGCAACAGCCCAACUCUUAGGUAGAUCCUGUAUGGUGGAGGUGGAGAUGUGGCGUUGGGUCUAUAGCAGCAAAUAGGCAGAAAUACCCGGAGAGUAAGAAAACACUUGCAUAAAAAGAGGGAAAUCCAUAAGGAGAUUGUAGCUCUGGAACAAAAUAUAUAGGAGCUGAAGGUCAAUUAUGGCAGAAAUCAGCUGAAGAAAGAAACAGGAUAAGUGAGGAUAACAGGCAAGCACAAUCUGUCACUCCAGUAUGGCCAACCAAAUUCAAUACAGGGAAUGUGAUCAGCUGACGAGAGGGUCCAAGAAGGCCCCGUUGCGUUGCCAGCACACUAGACCAUUUCAGAACCUACUCUAGGGUUGGUUGCUGAGUCAUCCCAGACAAACUCUAGUGAUGUCCUCUUAACCCUGGAACACAAUGUCUGUGGUUGUGUCCUGACUUGAGUAGGUUAUUACUGUUUAGAAGACUCAUAAUUCUGUUUCUAUACUGGUUAUGGUCAUUUACUAUGUUUUUUAUUUCACCACUUGUUCCUGUUGGCCUCACUUAGCAGUUGCAGGUGGGGAGGCUGGUUUCAGCUUGGGGUGGUUAAAACUCCCAACAUGAGCCAUGCAAGUGCUGUCCAGGGUUCCUGCCUUUCUGACAGCACCACUGGUGAGUUCUUGGCCCUCUUGAUAACUAGUAGUCCAGUCAGAUGGCUAGAUUAAUGCUGCUCAGAGGCUAACUCAAGUCCUUGACGUGUUUCAUUUAUAAUUAUGUGGAUUAUUUAUUUUAAGAGCUUUUCUUUUAAAGGGCCAAAUAGCUCUACAGAUAAAUGAGCUGCUGGGGUGUGUAGAAAAUAUUGUCCAAAUGUUGCCAAAUAUUGACUUUGUAAGGGGGAUAUCAAGCUGCUGUUUAUAAAUCUGAAUGUCUUAAAAGCAUUCUUGCUUGCUCUCUCUGUUGUAGAUGGUGUCUUAGCAAGUUCUGAGUUUUUCCAAUGAACCCAAUUUUAAUAUAUGGUAUUUUUGUAUGCCAAUCUGGUGUCUUGUCCUUUGUAUAUGUGGUAAUGUUGAUUUUAUGACUACUGUUAAAACACAUUUGUUAUGAUUAAAAUUCAUAAAAGGAUUUCAAAUAGA
Messenger RNA from Phacochoerus africanus (Common warthog), 8359 nucleotides. RefSeq names its product ring finger protein 152 (gene RNF152). Gene Ontology annotation, biological process: protein polyubiquitination; negative regulation of TORC1 signaling; apoptotic process. The coding region runs from base 454 to 1065 and encodes 203 amino acids. The transcript has 2 exons. The record is from RefSeq and is a predicted model, not a curated record. Gene Ontology annotation, molecular function: ubiquitin protein ligase activity. Gene Ontology annotation, cellular component: lysosome; lysosomal membrane. NCBI's taxonomy places the organism in Eukaryota, Metazoa, Chordata, Mammalia, Artiodactyla, Suidae.